AUGUCGAUCUCUCGUAAACGCAAAUCUCUGUCAUAUGUUCAUGGUUUUAAAGUACCAAGCCAAAUGGAUAUAGACAAAGCUUUAGGAAAAUUUGAUUCAAAUGAUAAUAUAAACUCUGCUUUUACUCAAAAUUUUUACAAAACAUUUGAUAGUCUACCAUUACCAAAGAAAUCAACAAAUUGGCUUGUACAAAAUGUUGAAAAAGGACAAACUUAUAUGGAAUAUCUUCAAUUAUCUCGAACACUUCAUACACAAUCAUCUUCACAUAGAAAAACAAUCUAUCUAACAAUGUUUGGACAAAUUGAUAAUACCAUAUUUGAUAUUGAUAGUUUAAUUGAUUAUACACAACGGUUUUUUCAAAUGCCAGUUAAAAUAAUCAAUCCAUUUAUUAAUGUUCAAUGGAAUGAUCAAACAAAUCAAUGGACAUGUAUAAUGAAUUUAAAUAAUGGUCAAAAUCGAAGUUUUAAACUUCGUACACGUUUUCAUGAAAAAACCAAACAUUCACAAAUUUGUGUUACAGGAAUUUUAAAUCUCUUACAAAAAAUUGUACCAAAUGAUGCUCGAUGUCUUAUUGCAUUAACAAUGUAUGAUCUCUAUGGUGAUGAAACAGAUUUAUUUAUUGCUGGUUUUGCUCGCGGUAAUUUUCGUGUAGCAACAUUUUCACUCUAUCGAUAUGAUCCAUAUUUAACAUUUAAUGAAUUCGAUUGGUUUAGUUGUAAAUUAAAAGAUCCUUCGAAAUCAAAGAUACAAAUUAAUAACCGACGAAAUUUAUUAUUACUUAGAACUUGUCGUCUUUUAACGCAUGAAAUAUGUCAUCUAUUUGGAAUUGCUCAUUGUAUAUUCUAUUCUUGUCUACUCAAUGGCAGUGGAGAUUUAGAGGAAGAUUUCAGUCAACCACUACUUGAAUGUCCAAUUGAUCUGAGAAAACUUUAUACAUUAAUCAAUUUUAAUAUUCAUAAAAGAUAUGAAGAAUUAUUGGAAUUUUUUAAAAUGCACGAUUUUCUGAAUGAAAUGAAAAUGGUUGAAACAAAACUCAAUGUUAUAAAACAUUCGAUGAAUUCCAAUUCUUCAGACUGUAAUUCUUCUACAUCGACGAAAAUUGUCAAGCGAAAACGUACUCAUUAUACUACUGUGGAACAAGAUGUUCUUACGACCACAGUAGCAGAAGACAAAGAAGUUUUACAAUCACCAGCAAAAUAUCUGAAAUGCCACUAA
Molecule: messenger RNA, 1215 nt
Organism: Rotaria sordida
Lineage: Eukaryota; Metazoa; Rotifera; Eurotatoria; Philodinida; Philodinidae
Source: the annotation of a GenBank genome assembly